GAGGAUAUGGAGGGAGAGGGCGACAACUCUUAUACGAGAUGGCAGCAACAUGGUGGUGGUGGUGGUGGUGGUGGUCACACAUGAGAGACCCAGUCCACCUCGGCGAGCGGAGGACCGCCGGUGGGGACUGCAAGCCGGCACAUGCUGCUAUCACUGAACAAUCCAAUCCCGAGAGGGACUUGCAGGCGUUGCAGGAGGUAAUCAAUAUCACAGAUCGAAAAGGCUGCAGGUUCCCACCAGUCUUCCCAGGUGCCUCCUGGUCAUCAACAUGACCAAGCUGCAAUCCAAGUCCUCUCCAAAGGCACACUACUGUGCGAUGGGCGGUUAAAUUAAGUGGGGGACUCGACUAGAUGCCAUCAAUAACUGCACUAAGCCUUUCUCGGGAUAGCUGGGCGUCUACAACCCUGUGUCGAUUGG
This is a messenger RNA of Phialemonium atrogriseum, 417 nucleotides long. RefSeq lists its product as uncharacterized. Bases 39 to 272 code for a protein of 77 amino acids. The transcript has a single exon. The record is from RefSeq and is a predicted model, not a curated record. Lineage: Eukaryota; Fungi; Ascomycota; Sordariomycetes; Cephalothecales; Cephalothecaceae.